AUGGCACCGCAGCAAAAGCCCGGACGCCCAAGCUACCCGUACCACAUCACCCGCACAUACAAAUGCGGCCACCCGCCCGAGGGCAUUCGCGUCGAGAUCUCGGAGGAAGGCCGCCUGCGACAUGUAGUACUGGCCCACGCGGAGCCGCGGACGGUGGCGGAGAGGCGCAUUUGGCAGACGUGGAGCUUGGUGCGUUGUCGUCGUUGCGCUAUGGGACGGGGAGAUGAUCAUGGCCACGGGUUUGAUGACAGUGGUACUGCUCUGGGGGAUCUGCGACAUAGUGGCAGUGAGGUUCCGAUGACGAGUGUCGAGGUGGCGACUCGUCAGGGCAAGAGGGGGGGAUGUGGUGAUAGAUAUGGGGCAGCGUAUCCAAGGACACUGGAGCGGCGCCGGUGUGGGGAUAAUGGCACCGAGAAAGCAAAUGUGCAGCACCACGAGAGCGCUGAAAUAGGAGAAGAGAAAGUUGAUGGGGGAGACGGAGAUGGCAGUGAUGGCUCUGAAGAAGAUAUCUCUUCGGGCUAUCAGAGAGCUGAGCGAGUAUGCGAAGACGGCAAUCAUGUGUUUUCUGCAGCACCAUUUUCUCAACAGAGAUACAUGGACUUUCAGGAUGACGAGGGGCGACAUCUACCGCAACAAAGACUCUCGCAGACCUCACCUUCUCCUGGACAGAUUCCUCGAGGCAGUACAUGGACAGAAGACAACAGAUCACGAGGCAUCGAGGACGCAAACGAAAGACGAACACCAGACGCAAGUGCCCCCAAUGCCGACCGGGCCGUACAACCAGAAGACGAAGAUUCAGAAGGAAAUAUUGAAGAUACCAAUGCGGUCCCACUGCACACUCCAAUACCUUUGAUAGGGCGAGACGCUGCGGGAUUCUUCAUGUUCCAUGAGGCGGCGGAGAGCAGCAGCUCUGACGAAUCCUCCCGUAUGUCGUCCUGGCCGGUGGCUAGAUAUAAAAGUAUCGACUCGGCACAGAUCUUUGCUCAGAGGAAACCAACGAUGCUGAAGAAGGCGCUGCUGGGCCGUUUGAAGCUGCGAAAGGACAGUGCGGCAAAGAGGAAGAGUGACGGGGAUGAGAGCAGCGAGAAGAGCGUGAAGCCUGAUGACCAUGAAGGAGAGGGUCAUAGGUCAAUGGAUGACUUGAAGCUCAAGCGAGAAACAUUGUCAUCGAGUUCAUCAUAA
Messenger RNA from Aaosphaeria arxii CBS 175.79, 1182 nucleotides. RefSeq lists its product as uncharacterized. The record is from RefSeq and is a predicted model, not a curated record. NCBI's taxonomy places the organism in Eukaryota, Fungi, Ascomycota, Dothideomycetes, Pleosporales. Bases 1 to 1182 code for a protein of 393 amino acids. The transcript has a single exon.